AUAUAUCUCUUCCUCUUCGUCAUCAAAUGCUCCGAUAACUCAGACACAGUGAGAGAUAAUUCAAAACCAGAAGCGAUGGCGGUGGCCAGUUCCUGGGUCGCGGCGGGUCAGGCAGCAAUCCCGGUAGCCCAAUUCGGACCCUUCUCUUGCUCCGGUCUCCUAUCCAAUAAGUCCAUCAAAUUCAACCACGCCAAUAAAAAUCUCGGCUGCCUUCUCACUUUCUCCGUCCAAUCCAAGCCUUCGUCUGGUUCGAGUAGGAAUAGAAAACUGUGUUGCAGUUGUGGUGGCGAGAAUAACAGCACUAGUGUUGACUGUACCGGGUCUUCUUUGGAAUGGGAUUGGAACCAGUGGAGCCGCCAUUUUUCUGAGAUUGAACAAGCAGAGAGCUUUGCCUCUGUGCUCAAGUUUCAACUAGAAGAUGCAAUUGAGAAGCAAGACUUCCAAGAAGCUAUGAAACUGAAAAUGGCUAUUGCAGAAGCUACAUCAAAGGACACGGUUGCUAAGAUCAUGUCUCAGUUGAAGAUUGCAAUUGAGGACGAGCGCUACCAUGAUGCUUCAAAAUUGUGUAAACACACAGGCAGUGGACUGGUAGGCUGGUGGGUUGGCUACCCAAAAGAUUCAGAUGAUCCCUUUGGAAGACUCAUACGAAUAACUCCUGGUGUUGGUAGAUUUGUUGGCAGGACUUACAGUCCAAGGCAGUUGGUUACAGCAUCUCCGGGGAGUCCCCUAUUCGAAAUUUUUGUCGUUAAAAAUGCAGAUGGGACAUAUGUUAUGCAGGUGGUGUACUUGCAACAAGCCAAAGCCAACUCCACUGUUGCAUCAUCCAAACCUGAAAAAGGCUCAUCUACUCCUGAAGUUGAGAAUGCAACUGUAGUAGAUGUUCAGAAAAAUGAAGAUAAGGUAGAGAGUAGCGAAGAGAAAGGACUUAAUAUUGAGGGAGCAACUGAGGAGGGUAUAAAAAGUGUGAUAAAUUUUCUGAAGAAAAAACUUCCAGGACUGAAAGUUAAAGUUAUGAAUGUUGAUGUUGCUAAGGAAGUAAUGGAGGACGACAAUUCGGUAAACCGGCUGAUGCAAGAAAAUAGUGAAAACUCUGAAUCUGAUGAAAAUUCUGAAGAUGAAGUUGAUACUUUGGACGAAAUUCAGCCUGAUGAGGUCACUCUAGGAGAGAGUGGUGAUACCAUAGAUGAUGAAAAAGAUUUGGACAUGAAACUUUUUAUUGGGGGAAUUGUACAUAAUGAGGAUACUGCCACCAAGGAUGAGUAUGUUCGUCGACCUGCUGAAAUCAAAGAUAUGGAGAGAGAAUCUUUUGUGCUGCAUAUUCCGGGGAGAAGCCUAGAUCAUGAUACUAGAGAAAGUAAAGCAUCCAAGAUAAAAGUGGCAGCUCAAGCAGCUAAAAGUAUCUCUGAGCUUAUGCCAUCUGAUGUUGCCAAGGCAUUUUGGAACUCCGACAAGCUUUCUCCAAAGGUUACCAAAAAUAUGCGUGAAAUAGUGAAACUUGCUGUUAGUCAAGCACAGAAGCGGAGUAGAUUAUCUGAGUACACAACAUUUAAUCGGAUCAGCACCUCACGAGGGGAUCUUGAUCCAUUUGAAGGUCUGUAUGUCGGUGCAUUUGGUCCUUAUGGCACUGAGGUAGUGCAACUCAGGCGUAAGUAUGGGCACUGGAAUGGUUCAGAUGACAAAGACGAUUCUGGCGAUGUGGAGUUCUUCGAAUAUGUGGAGGCAGUGAAGCUAACUGGGGAUCUAAAUGUUCCUGCUGGCCAGGUGACAUUUCGUGCUAAAAUUGGGAGAGGGAGUCGUCUUUCCAACCGUGGAAUGUAUCCGGAUGAAUUAGGAGUGGUUGCAAGUUACAAGGGCCAAGGAAGGAUAGCAGAAUUUGGCUUCCGAAAUCCAAAAUGGGUUGAAGGAGAACUACUCCAACUCAAUGCCAAGGGUAUUGGACCGUAUGCCAAAGGUGCAGAUCUUGGUUUUCUUUACGUUGUCCCAGAGCAAAGUUUCCUGGUAUUGUUCAAUCGCCUGAAACUACCAGAAUGAGCCAAUUGUAUCAUCAUUGGCUUGAUACUUACCCACCUAGAUAUGGCAUGACAUCACACACUUGAUGUGAGAGAUGGGUUCUUUAGUUGUACCGUAUCCAAGCAAAGAAGGUUGGUUUACCCUUGUUAAGUAACACAUAUGAUGUAUUAGUUUCUGGCAUUUUGUUUCCACCCAAAUUCGACCUUUUCCCCCUUUAACUUCUAGAGCUGUAUAUCAUUUUUGCUAAUUGACCAAAAUAUAAUGCGACGAGUACUGAAAGUACUAUGAGAGUCCCAAGUCGUGAACCGUUUCCAGAUAUUGCUGAGGCUCCCUUUGUGUUGUAUGUUAAUAUAUAUAUCUACAGACUACAGGCAUGAUUUCUUGUCAAGUGAGAAUAUAGUGGUGAAUUACAUAA
Messenger RNA from Rosa rugosa (rugosa rose), 2425 nucleotides. RefSeq names its product protein EXECUTER 2, chloroplastic. Gene Ontology annotation, biological process: singlet oxygen-mediated programmed cell death; response to singlet oxygen. Gene Ontology annotation, cellular component: thylakoid membrane. The record is from RefSeq and is a predicted model, not a curated record. The transcript is spliced from 11 exons. The coding region runs from base 76 to 2031 and encodes 651 amino acids. NCBI's taxonomy places the organism in Eukaryota, Viridiplantae, Streptophyta, Magnoliopsida, Rosales, Rosaceae.